Caenorhabditis angaria is the source of this 8302-nucleotide messenger RNA. Lineage: Eukaryota; Metazoa; Nematoda; Chromadorea; Rhabditida; Rhabditidae. The record is from the annotation of a GenBank genome assembly.
AUGAUUAUUCUGUUCUUUAUUUUUAUUCUGCAAUUUUCUGGUAAUUUUUUUUUCAAAUAUGCACACAAAAAAAAACAGACACCCACGAUUCGAUUUUAUAUAAUUUGCAGCUAUUUCAUACGGUGAAGCCCAAUAUAUUGUACGAAAAAAUGAAUGUAGAGAUUCGUCAAAUGAAAACACAUAUUGUAUCAUUCAAUUGGAACAAACUGAUGGUUUAUAAAGGCUUGAUAAGAAAACGAAUAACUUAAUUAAUUUUAGGACCACUGAAAGCUGAAUUUUGCACAUUAUUUGAUUCAGUUUCACGGACUUGCAAAGUCACAGGAAAAAUUUAUAAAGAAAAAAAAGAUUGGAAAAUUGUGAGAGAAAAUGAAAACGGUACAAUUAUAAUACAAUUUGAGAAGGUUUAUUUUUAUUUUUGGAAAACUACAAAAAAAUAACACCAUGCCAUUUCCAGAAUACAACUGAAAAAGAAACGUCAAUUUCUGCCUCCUCGAUUUGGACUGGAAUUCAGAAUUGGAUUAGAAAAAAAGCGUGAAACACGAUUGAGAAUUAUUGAAUGUUCUUGCACUCUUAACUUCAAAAAAGUUGGUUAUUUGAGAGAUUCUUGAAAUAAAAAUGAUAAUUUUCUAUAGGUUCGUCGAAGUGCAGCAGUUGAAGAACUUUUUGGGUUGAAGAAAUAUGCUAAACCUAGUGCUAUUCUAGAUGAAUAUCCACAGAAGACAUUGGUUAUCGAUGGAACUUCGGAAAUUGAUAAAAUAUGUGGAUUUUUGACUUUGGGUAAUUUUAAAAGAUAUUUAUUGGAUAGUCUAAAUAGUUGAGAGGUUUGAACAGUUUGUAACUUUAUUUAGAACUCUGAUUGUGAAAUAUUUGCUUUGUUUCCAAAAUAUUCCAAGAACCAGAGUAUCGAAAACCAGAAUAUUUUCCAAAACAUUUUGAUUUUGAGAUUUCUGUAUUUCAGACUCACAGAAUUUCUCAUGCCAGAAUUUCUGACCGAAAAUAAUCUCGCGAACUCACUAUGAAACGAAUUUUGAUUUUUAGAUAACCUCAUACAUGUUUUUUUCCAGCGAAUCCUGACAAACUGAUAUCCGAACAAACUGCAUCAUUCAUUUCAAUCAAGCCUUUCAUAAUCAAAUCCACCCACUCAACAACAUCCAAAAAUUGUUGGAAUUUAUGUAAAGACAAUGUAUUUUCAACAAAGGUAAGUCAGAAAAAAGUGCACCCAAAAAUAGGAAUAAUAAAUUAUGUUUUUUAUUAACUGCCUGCUCGUUAAAAAUCCAACAUUCAUUCCAUUCCAUUUUUUUUUUCAUUUCCAGGGGUGUAUUUCUAAAUGAAUAGAACAGCCAAUAAAUUUUACGACUUUGACCAAAAAAUUGUUGAAAUUGUUAUCAAGAACAGACAUUGAAAGUCACAUGUGGGGUUGGUGUAAUAGUAAUUCUAUUUUUGUGGGAAAAAUGAAAUGAAAAAGAGAGUACAAAAUAGAUAAGAUUAUGACGAAGUUUUUUGAGGGAGAUCAAUUUUUGAGUGAAGAACGUUUAUUCUUAUGAUUUCAAAAAAUUGAACCGGAGUUUCAUGUUGAAAAAAAUCGAAGUUAGUUUACUUUGAUUUUUGAGAAUUUACUUCAAUGUUUUCAAUAUUUGCAAUCCAUGUUUAAUUGAAGAACCAUAAUUUCUGAAUGUAAGAAAAAACAAGUCACUUUGCUUUGUCCCAAUUCUGUACCACCUCCCCAACAUUUUCUUGAAAAUCAUACAGGGUUUGAAUUAGCAUAAUUCUUGUAAAGAAAAAAUACAACUAAUCUUUGAUUUGAUUAACAUCAAUUACCCUAAUUUUUACCAAUCAAAAUAUUUCACACUUUUACCAAUCAAAAUAUUUCACACUUCUAUUCAAUCAAAACUUUUUUAAAUCUAAAAUUCCUUAUUUUUCUUACUUCCAAUCCUUUAUUUUUUCUUUAUUUUCUCUCUAAUUCUCUUCUCACCUUCUCUCCUUAUUCUAUUUUACUAUUUGCUCCUUUACCUCCUUUUUUCUACUAUUUUUUCUUCAGAGUCAGUAGACUCCCAAUAUCCUUUGGAUAUUAUAAACCCAUAUGGGUUAUUAACCUCAAACCCAAUUCUUUGGGUUUUUCAUUUAUCUCCUUAAAAUACUUAACUUCACAACCUUAUUAAAUCUUAAAACACUACUAUUAACACUUUCAAUCGAUAUUACGGUCUUGCACUGUCCACUUCUCUACUUUCCUCUAACCACAACCACAACAUCUAACAAGAACAUCAUCAUAAGAGUAUUUAAUGUGACGGGGUUAUUUAAACAGAGAUUUGCUAGGCACCGUCAGGAUUUAGCAUCUCGCCUCCUAUUAAACUCUAUAAAUAAAGGUAGGCCCGCCAGCGCCUUCCUUAAAGUGAGCAGCCCUCAUAAAAGCAAUCCUUUCACUUCGCCAGGUUAUGUCACCUAGGCUGAUUUGACCAAGACAUAAAAACACCAAAAUAAAUAUUUCAAAUAAAAAACCCUCUCCAAUCCAACCAUCCAUAACAACUCGAAAACCUCAUCACACUUUCGAAAUCGAUCCUACCUCCAAACCGGAAAUUGAUUAUUUCCGCCAUACCAAUUUCCAAACUAAAUCACUAUCAAAAAAUAAAUUAACUGUUUGUCAACAGUUCACCUAUAACAAAGGGAGCACAUGCUCCAAAAACAAUUGCAAAUAUUGUAAAAUCAUCAAUAAAAAACACUACAUAUACAGUGCUUCAACCGGAUAUCGAAUCAAUACAUUAAAAACUAAUGAAUGCCACUGUAAAAGCAAAAACCUUAUCUAUUGUAUUACGUGUCUAGACUGCGGUCUUCAAUACGUCGGUGAAACAUCAAACUUCUUAAGAGUUAGAAUCUACCAACAUUUAUAUGCUAUAAAAUCUAACAAAUUAGCCACAUUUUUCUAUCAACACUUCGACAAUAAUCAUAUAAAACAUGACAGAAUGAAUCCCAAUCUAUCAGUUAUCAUAUUAGACAACUACGAAAAUGUAGAUACCCAAAUCCGCAGACAAAAAGAAUUACACUGGAUAAAAAUUCUGAAUACUGCAUAUCCUUUAGGAUUCAAUGACCAAAUUCAAAACUUCGGAAAUAUUUCCUGUAUGGAAAAUAUUCCAGAAGAAAAACUAAAUAAACAACCUUAUAAUUGUUACAAAAUCCAUAUUAAGCACACUAGAAAAAAUAAAAAAAGUCAAUCAAAUAAAACCACUUCCACUUCAAUUAACUCCAAAUUAAACGACGAUGACAUAAUUGAAAUUAAUAAUUCUACUGGAAAAGAUUUGCAUAAACUUCGAUACGAAAUUAUCAAAAAUAAUCAAAUGUCCAAAUAUAUUGAAGAAAUCAAAAAUUCAAACUUCUACAAUAUAUACAAUGGCUCUACUUUUUACAAACUUGCGGCCAUUACUUUCAAAGAAAUAUAUAAAAUCCAAUGCAAAAAACUGAAUAAUUCUACAAAUAAACCUAAAUAUAAAUACAUGACUCUAGAACUGCCUUAUAACAAAGAUUUACAUAGAAGCAGCUUCGUUAGAAAAAUCAAUAAAAUCUUCAAAGAAAGUCUAAAUUUCGCUACACAAAAUUUGGAAUACAUACCUAGACUAGAAAUAAAAUAUAUAUAUCAAAAAUCAGAUUUCCAUACUAUAUGUAAUUAUAACAAAUUUCUGAAAAACCUAAACCAUACUCACAUAUCCAAAAUUCUAACGGAACCAUGCAUAUGCGAAGAUCCAUUCUACUCCAAAUAUAAGGAUAAAAUACAUUCACAUAUUAUUACCGGAGAUACACAACAUAUUAAAAACCUUACACUCCAAAAAAGAAUUCUCAAUGGCAACAAAUUUAGAAUUAAACCUAAAUUUGAUUAUGAAUCCAUCAACAUAAAGACUCUAGAACAAAUCAAGGAAAUAUCUAUACAAAUGAGCAAAACAUAUGGUAAAGAACUAGAAAUUCACAAAAUAAUUAACGUAAAACUACAUAACAUCUGGAAUGAACAUAGGUCAAACUACAUAUCUAAAGAAAAUUACAAAACCCCUGAAGAAACCCAAGAACUCUUAAAUCUACAUAAACAUUUUAUCAUCACUGUAACGGACAAAGCCAGUUCAAAUUACUCAUUUACAUGCAAAAAAUUUUAUUGUCUAAAACUUUCUGAAGAAAUGCAAUCAAACACAACCUAUGAAAAAAUACAAGUUUCACAAAAACAAAUACUAAACAACCAUAUGGAAAUAACCAAAAAACUAUUUCAUAAUUCUAAACACUACAAAACUUUCGACCCAGAAUACAACAACUACAGUAUACCAAAAAUCUAUGGUAUCCCUAAAUUACACAAAAAUCCUAUAUCUAUGAGAUACAUAAGCGGAGCAUCCAAUAGCUCACUCAAACCUUUAUCUCUAAUCACUAAAACAAUCCUCCAACAUCUUAAGAGACGUUUUUUGUAAGAGCGAAAAUGUUUGCUAUGCAUCUCGGACAAAAAAUUUUAGGUCUUCAAAUGGGCUGAAUUUUUUAUUUGAUAGCUACAGUACCCAGGACAAAACUCCACACAAAAUUUUGACCUAAAAAAUUUCGGGGUACUGUAUGCGCCUUUGAAUGCACACAGUCAAAUUUCUUAGAUCAAUCGGAACUUAUGUUAAAGUUAAGCUUUUUUCAUGAUUAAAAAAGCAAAAAUGAUUGUUUUUACGAGAGGAAAACGAUGGAAGCGUCGAAAAAUCAUGAAAAUGAAUGUGGAAAAUUUUUUUGAAAAAUCGAUUUUUUCACUUCCUUUAGGAAAAUUUUUCGCCCAUCCAGACCGCAACCAUUCGAUUCCUCGUGCGAUUUUACCUAUAUUUCGAUAAUAAAAUCAAAAAAUCACGUCGACCCCGGUAGUCUUUUUUACAACCGAAAACUUCCCAUAAGCGCGCGCACAUACACACAUUUGUGUGUCAUUAAACUCACAAGAGCGCAUUGAAAUUUGUUUUUUGUAUCUUAUUUCUUUUUAAAUAUCGAUAGGUCACAUUUUAUACCAAAAUUAUGUCCAAGAACCCUAUAUUCUAUGAGAAAUUAUUGCUCAAACAUAAUUAUUUCCAACAAUUUAGAACAAUUUUAGAGAAUUUUUUGACUUGUGGUCUAAAUAAAAGUUAUGCUUAUCAAGUUUAAUUUUUGGUGGUAUAUAGAGUAGCUUCCAUGUGUAUACCACGCUAAAUUUAUAAUUCUCCUGUUUUCUGAAGAGAUAUACGGCGUUUGGAAAUAUGUAUAAGUCUCAAUGAAUUACAGAAAAAUCUAUAACUAAAAUGACAUGAUUUCUAUACAUUUUUUUGGAAAAAGUCGAAUUUUUCACGUUUCUCGAAAAAAUAUUAUUAAAAACAUCGAAAAAUCGAAGAGAUAUCAUCUCGAAAGUUGAAAUACGUUUGUCCAGGGGUCAAAUCAACCACACAAACUUGUAUUUCUUACAGCGAAGAGAACACUUCACUCAUACGUUCAGAAUUUAUCCAAAAACAUUGUUAUUGUCACACUGUGAUCUUAAAUUAUGGUUUUUUCGUAAUUUUGUUUAUUUUCUGAUGAAAAAAAAAAGUUUCUCGCUCUUUUAUGUGUAUUUAUGUGUGCGCACAGAUGUGUGUGUAUGUGCGCGCGCUUAUGGGAAGUUUUCGGUUGUAAAAAAGACUACCGGGGUCGACGUGAUUUUUUGAUUUUAUUAUCGAAAUAUAGGUAAAAUCGCACGAGGAAUCGAAUGGUUGCGGUCUGGAUGGGCGAAAAAUUUUCCUAAAGGAAGUGAAAAAAUCGAUUUUUCAAAAAAAUUUUCCACGUUCAUUUUCAUGAUUUUUCGACGCUUCCAUCGUUUUCCUCUCGUAAAAACAAUCAUUUUUGCUUUUUUAAUCAUGAAAAAAGCUUAACUUUAACAUAAGUUCCGAUUGAUCUAAGAAAUUUGACUGUGUGCAUUCAAAGGCGCAUACAGUACCCCGAAAUUUUUUAGGUCAAAAUUUUGUGUGGAGUUUUGUCCUGGGUACUGUAGCUAUCAAAUAAAAAAAAUUCAGCCCAUUUGAAAAUUUUGACUUUUUUUUUGUCCGACAGCUUUUUCACUUUUACAAAUAACGUCUCUUAAAUCCCACUUUCACAACAUAUGCAAAGUAAUUGAAAGCCGAAGCUUUUGCAACAUAUAUUGGUCUGUUAAAAACACUAAAGAAAUACUUAAUUCUCUCAAACAUUGUCAAAUCCCAAAAAAGCAUAGAGAAAUAUUCUCAGGAGAUUUUUCUUCAUUAUUCACUAAUCUUCCACACGACAUAGUUAUAAAUGCCAUUAACUCCAUUACUGAAACAUGCUUUCAAAACUCAAACAGAAAAUUUCUAACUAUUACUAAAACUAACAAAACAUUCUAUACAGAAAAUAAUGAUAUUAAAUCUAAUCUAUAUUUCACCAAAUCGCAAGUAAAAGAUAUCGUUAAAACUAUCCUAAGUGAAACUUUCAUAUCCUACGGAGACUACAUUUUCAAACAAAAAACCGGUAUUCCACAAGGAGGGAAUGCAUCCCCUCUCAUCGCAGAUCUUACUUUAUCAUGGAUGGAAUACCAUUAUGUUAAAAAUAACAAAAACAAUUUCAAUAAACAUAACAUUUUUAGCUUUAGAUACAUGGAUGACCUACUACAAAUAUAUGACAAAAGAUACUUCAAUCAUAAUACUAAUGACUUAAUCUAUCACGAAUCACUAGAACUCAACAACACCAUUAAAGACAGAAAUAAGAUUCAAUUCCUAGAUCUUGAAAUCAUCAACAAUACAGAACAUCUCUAUACUAGACUAUAUAAUAAAACAGAUGACUAUAAGUUCGACAUAGUUCGAUACCCCAAAGCUAACAGCUACAUGCCGGAAAAAAUCGCACUAAACACUAUUUACACUGAAUUAAUCCGAAUAUUUGACGUUUGCACAUACUACUAUGACGCUCUAAAUAGAAUCAAAGCACUUAUUAAACAAUUCGUAAAAAACGGUUUCAACGAACAAUAUGUUCAACAUCAAGCUAUUAAAUAUUAUAGAAAAUUGAACAUCCAUAAAAAAUAUAGAUUUGACCUCAAAAACAAUCUACUAUAAUUCUAUAAUUUUUAUCUCUCUUAUUUUAAUUUUAUAAAAAUUCUUUCCCCUAAAAACCCAACCACAAAACAACUCACCAAAAAUUUCUUUCAUACUCCUUUUUCAUCUUUAUCAUCUAAAACAAAUAAAUCAAAUAAUCAAUCUGCAAAUAUCUAGCAAAUAUAUUAAUCAAAUACAACAAUAACAAAAUCUAUUAAAAUAACUUUAUUAUUUACAAACCACUUCACAACUUUUAAAAAACAUUUUUCGCCAAACAAAAAACAAAAUUUCAAAAUUCAAAUAAUCAACUACGACACUCCGUAUGCCUGUAGUUUACUUUUUCUUACUUUUCUUCUCCCCCUCUCUCUCGCUUCCACACUCUCUCCUAUAAACUAGCGUCUUUUUCUUCUAUUAUCAUUACCCUUCAAUUUGCUCUUAUUAUUUAUUCCACUCUUUUCUAUUAUUAUUAAUUAUUUUAUCUCAUUCCUCCGCGCAUAAGUUAGGUAUAGCUUCCAUAUAAGGUCCAGCUUAAAGAGGCAUCACUGAUGAGACCUCCUCUUUGCCGUCUGAUGAAAAGGUCGAAACGGCUUCCCUUGCGUUCUCUAUUUACUUAUUCACUUCUAGUUUAUUUAAUUUUCCCCUCUCUACUUUCUUUAUUUUUCAAUUAUUUUCUCUUUCUUUAUUAAUUGAAGAACCAUAAUUUCUGAAUGUAAGAAAAAACAAGUCACUUUGCUUUGUCCCAAUUCUGUACCACCUCCCCAACAUUUUCUUGAAAAUCAUACAGGGUUUGAAUUAGCAUAAUUCUUGUAAAGAAAAAAUACAACUAAUCUUUGAUUUGAUUAACAUCAAUUACCCUAAUUUUUACCAAUUCUCCAUUUUACGAGAAAUAAAAAAUUCAACAAUACUACGCUUCACAAAUAUUCGGAGUAUUUGAAAAAAAAUGAGACGAUAAAUACGUUACAAUCAAAUGAAUUAUAUUCUGUUCAUUGUAAACUAAAAUUAGGGUCCUUCAACAUUAGUAACCGUUUAUUCAAAUUGAAAAUACCAGCUGUUAUUAUUUCCUAAAACAUGUAUUAUACCGAAACCCCUAACUUCCCAAAACUCCCUCUUUUUCUUCUCCAAAUAAUUGACUUUUUCAGAAAUCUUGUGAGGCAAUCGCACUCAAUGCCGAAAAUUCCAUGAAAACGGCCGACGAUUGUUAUCUCUUAUCCGAUAUUCCGUCAAUUUCCAACGACACUGACCAAAUUUUCAAAAUUUAUGAGAAAUGUAUUUGA